Messenger RNA from Sarcophilus harrisii (Tasmanian devil), 2579 nucleotides. RefSeq names its product elongator acetyltransferase complex subunit 3 (gene ELP3). The record is from RefSeq and is a predicted model, not a curated record. Lineage: Eukaryota; Metazoa; Chordata; Mammalia; Dasyuromorphia; Dasyuridae. The coding region runs from base 643 to 2244 and encodes 533 amino acids. Gene Ontology annotation, molecular function: acyltransferase activity, transferring groups other than amino-acyl groups; iron-sulfur cluster binding. Gene Ontology annotation, biological process: tRNA wobble base 5-methoxycarbonylmethyl-2-thiouridinylation. The transcript is spliced from 15 exons. Gene Ontology annotation, cellular component: cytoplasm; elongator holoenzyme complex; nucleus.
GCCCUUGUCAGCGGCCCUCCGUGUCCUGAGGAGAGCGUUUGCGUCGCUCUUGGUGUGACGCUGUGCGUGUGGGUGCUUCCGUGUGUGAGUGCGAGUCCGACGGCGUGUAUGUGUGUAAGGGUCCGUGCGUCGGUGUGUGCGUGUGGGUGCGCGGGCCAGGGCGCGCUUGUGAUCGCGACGCAGCCUCCUCUUCUUCCUCCUCCCCUCCCGGGCCUUUUCCACGGUCCGCGCUUGCCGCUCGUCGCGGGCUCGGCGCCCCGAGCUCGUGGGCUCCUCUCGCCGCCCACGGUCAAGUUUGUUCGUUAGCUUCGAGCGGUUUGAAAAAGGUUUUGUGAAGAUGUAAAAUGUGCGCUCUUGUGAUUUAAAGGCCCUUAGGUUUGCCUUAAUUUAUCUCUGGGUGCUCCCGUCCAACAUGAAAUCCGCUUUGUAGAAAUUGACCUUGUAAAACCACUGGUCAAUUAAAUUAUUUUCCGCUCUGAUGACACCCUCACCUCUUCCCCGUAACUUGUAUGUUAGAGCAGGGCUUCUUAAACUUUUUCCCCUCGAGACUGUCCGAGAAGUUUUUGCAUGGCCUGGGAUAUGUGGCUAUAUAAAAAAUGUACAAAUUAAAUACUUACUGGAGAUCUCAGUCCUGCUGAGCUGAUGAUCCUGACCAUAGGUGAUGUUAUUAAACAAUUGAUUGAAGCCCAUCAACAGGGGAAAGAUAUUGAUCUAAAUAAAGUGAAAACCAGAACAGCUGCCAAAUAUGGCCUUUCAUCCCAACCUCGACUGGUAGAUAUCAUUGCUGCAGUCCCACCUCAAUAUCGGAAAAUCUUGGUGCCCAAGUUAAAAGCAAAACCAAUUAGAACUGCCAGUGGGAUUGCUGUUGUGGCUGUGAUGUGCAAGCCUCAUAGAUGUCCACAUAUUAAUUUUACAGGAAAUAUAUGUGUUUACUGUCCUGGUGGACCUGACUCAGAUUUUGAGUAUUCAACUCAAUCUUAUACAGGAUAUGAGCCAACUUCCAUGCGAGCUAUCCGUGCCAGAUAUGACCCUUUUCUCCAGACAAGACAUCGAAUAGACCAGUUGAAACAACUAGGUCACAGUGUGGAUAAGGUAGAAUUCAUUGUGAUGGGUGGAACAUUUAUGGCCCUCUCAGAAGAGUACAGAGAUUAUUUUAUCCGAAAUUUGCAUGAUGCCUUAUCUGGACAUACUUCAAACAGUGUAUCUGAAGCAGUCAGGUACUCUGAAAGAAGCCUCACAAAAUGCAUUGGUAUCACCAUUGAGACACGACCAGAUUAUUGCUUGAAGAAGCAUUUGAGUGAUAUGUUAUCCUAUGGCUGUACAAGAUUGGAGAUUGGAGUGCAAAGUGUUUAUGAAGAUGUAGCCAGAGAUACCAACAGGGGGCACACAGUAAAGGCAGUGUGUGAAUCAUUUCAUCUGGCUAAGGAUGCAGGUUUCAAAGUUGUGGCCCAUAUGAUGCCAGAUUUGCCAAAUGUGGGAUUAGAAAGAGACAUUGAGCAGUUUAUAGAGUUUUUUGAGAACCCCGCCUUCCGCCCUGAUGGUAUGAAGCUCUAUCCUACACUGGUAAUACGUGGAACUGGUCUUUAUGAGCUUUGGAAAUCAGGAAGAUAUAAGAGUUAUUCUCCUAGUUGCCUUGUGGAAUUAGUAGCUCGAAUAUUGGCUCUUGUACCACCAUGGACACGAGUAUACCGUGUUCAGAGAGAUAUUCCAAUGCCUUUAGUCAGCUCAGGAGUAGAGCAUGGAAAUUUGAGGGAGCUCGCAUUUGCAAGAAUGAAAGACCUUGGAAUACAGUGCCGUGAUGUAAGAACCAGAGAGGUUGGAAUCCAGGAAAUUCAUCAUAAAGUGAGGCCAUACCAGGUUGAAUUGGUUAGGCGAGAUUAUGUGGCAAAUGGUGGCUGGGAGACUUUCCUAUCAUAUGAAGAUCCUGAGCAGGACAUUUUGAUUGGCCUUUUACGUUUGCGGAAGUGUUCAGAGGAAUCAUUUCGACCUGAGUUGAAAGGAGGUGUUUCCAUAGUUCGUGAACUACAUGUAUAUGGGAGUGUAGUUCCUGUGAGCAGUCGUGACCCUACAAAAUUUCAGCAUCAGGGAUUUGGCAUGCUACUCAUGGAAGAGGCAGAAAGGAUAGCUAAACAAGAGCAUGGAGCUCAGAAAAUUGCUGUCAUUUCAGGAGUUGGCACUAGGAAUUACUACAGGAAGAUUGGCUAUGUCUUAGAAGGACCUUACAUGGUAAAGAAGUUGAUCUAACAUCCAUCUUUAUCCCAGGAUGCUUAUGGCAAGAAGGGUAAACUAAAUUUACAGUUAUAAGAAAGAAGGUAUGGGAGAAAGAAGACUAAUGAAACCAAAAGGAAGUUUUCUCUCAUUCCCAAAAAAACAAAACAAAACCAAUCUGGCAAUAAAGGUCCAUUUUGUAAGCACCGAUUCUCAGAAAUUUUUGAUAAUCUGCUUAGACACUCGGCCCAGUGACACUGAACGCCUAAGCAGAACAUAUGCCUUAACCUUUGGGCCCGUUUUUCUUCUGUGGCAAGAGUUAUUAAAUUGAGCUAUUUUUGUUUAACAAUAAAGCUUCAGUUUUCAUCAGA